AGGGUGUGAUAUCACGUGAUGUAAAACAUACAGUAGUCUUCAUAGCAGACAUCAUACACAAAAUGGAGGAACGGAUAUGUGAGCUGCGGAUGGAAAUAGUUCGACUUAUUAAACACCCCGCUGUGCUACAAUUCCUAGUCCCGCAUGUGAUCAAUCAAGUUAACGCGAAGGAAAUAAAACGAUUAUAUGACAUAUCUACGGAGAGAGCUAAUCAUCGUCUUCUAGACCUUCUCAUCAGAUCUGAUGAACCAGGGAAAUGGACGUCUUUUCAGCAUGCUCUUGAACACUCCCAUUACCCUUACUUGGUUGCACUUCUAAAAACAACAAACACAACAAGUUACAAUCAGCAAAGACAGAUUAUAGAAAUAUUUGCUCCAUUUCUUGAAAGAUCGUUAAAUCCUUUAGAUGUACUUGACAAACUUUACCAACGAGAUAUCAUAGAUGAGCCUGACAAAGAGCUUGUACAUGCAGAACAAACAAACAGAGGUCCUAUUGCAGCUGCAAUGAUUUUAUUGGAUAUAAUACAAACACAUCUAGCACCUGAAAUGUGGUACAAGGGAUUUCUAGAGGCGCUUUAUGAGAACGGUUAUGAACACCUUGUUCAAGAGAUAGAUCCCGAUUUCUGCGAGAAAAGGAAUCAUAAAGCAGAUCAUUUAAAUAACGAAACUGAUAUCAGCGCCAUAAAAGAAACAGUUGACCUAGUUGAAGCGAUCAACACUGACAACAAAACUAUAUCUGAGAAUAUUAACAGGUUCAGGAGCGUGAUAACCGAGACGCUAGAUAUACCGUCAAUAGUAAAUGUAUUGAUACCCACAGUGAUAUUGGCUGAUAAACGCGAUGAAUUACUUCAGACAUACGAAUACGACCAGGUAAAGGCAACAGGUCAACUCCUUGAAUAUGUGAUCUCAUCCGGUAAUGGAGAAGUAUUUAUACGCUGUCUCGAACGUUCAGAUUACCAGUACUUGGCAAGACUUCUAAGGAAUAAGGGAUCAAAAGGACACAAUGGCUAUUGCCAAAAAGUAAUACAAAUAUUUUCUUCCAACAUCCAACAACAAAUCAGCACACCUGAACUUCUUUCAAGACUAGUGGAACAAAAUGUAAUCAACCAAAGAGAUAUGGAGUUGAUCCAGUCGGAACACCGCAGGAAGGGAAAUACUGCCGCCACAGUAGUUUUGUUGGAUUGUAUACAAACACAUUUAAGCCCCGAGGAAUGGUAUAUGAAGUUUCUGCACGCGUUGAUGGCCACAUCACAAGACCACAUUGUCGAUAUCAUUGAACCUGACUUCACAAGAAAUCCGGAUCAGUUCAUGAUAAAAAUGAAGCAGAUUGAUCAUUCUGAAGAAAGCUGUGAGUCUGCCCAGGAUGAUCCAUUCGAAGAUGAAAUAGCAGCGAUGUGUAAGAUCAAACAAGCAUACUUUGAAUCGAAAUUGAAAGCGGAGGCACAAAUAAUUGAGGAACAAAAAUACAUGAUAAAGUUUAUUAGCGACAAAUUUGAACAGCUGAAAAUGGAGGUGAAAGAAAAGGCCCAAUCAUUUGAUACAGACCUGGCAAACCACAAAGAAGCAGUACUGCGACUUAAAGAAAGAAACCACAGUUACCCACAGAAUGAAGCAAUAGAAAAUGAAUUAGAAAUUUUAAAGCAGCGGUAUCCACAGCUUUCAGGAAACACUAAAAUAGAAGUCAAAUUUGAGCGAAACCUAACUUUGCAUUUCUUGAAAUCGGUAGGAUAUGUGUCUGAAAUAAGACCUGCAGAUUUACAAAAAGAUCUCUCGAAUAUUGACGUGGAAUCUCAUCACGGAAUUCCUUUGACCCUUGAUAAUAUUAGGCUACCUACUGAUGAGCGGCCACAUGCACCUAUAUCCGACGAAGGAUCUUCAUUUUUACAAAUCACCGUACCGCCUUUUUCUGAUGAUGAAACAAUGAGUUUGGAAUCAGACUUAGAAAAGAAUGAAGAACAAAUUGAGAAUGACAUUGCAAGUGGUACAAUUGAAAUAAUUGUGUCCAAAAAGGUGCCAGCAUUAAAUCAGUUAUCACUAAAAGAUAUUAUUGCAAUAUCUGGAAAAGAAAUUGCCGGAAUAUGUAAAAGAACGAACACGUUGUUAAUAAUAGAGACGGAAAAUUUUGAUAUAGUUUCAAGAAUUCCUCUGAAAAAUAAAAAUAGCAAUAAGUUGGCGUUAUUGAAUAAAAAUACUGUCGCAGUUAUGUCGCCUGAUGUACAACCGUUGAUUAUCAUCUCUUUUGAUGAGCCUAAGCAAGUGCUGUACGAAUGGAAUUGCGAAUCUGAUAAAUGCAUUUUGGUAUCACACAAAAACUGCCUGUAUGUUAUAUGUUUGGGACACCACUUACAUGUUUAUAGAUUGGAUACAGGGAAACAAGACAUAUAUAUGCUGGGCUCUCCCACCGAUGAACCAUGGUAUCCGAAAUAUGCGAUUCUGAAUGCAAGUGGAGAGGAACUAUUCAUAUCCGACUAUGACUGUGUUUACUGCUUUAAGAUUUUAGAUAAAGAGCGAGUACAGGAACAGUGGAAAUACUUUGAUAGUAAUAAAAGCCUUUUUGAAAGGCAGUUAUUCAUAGGAAUUUCUAUUUACGAUGAAAAUAUACUGUUACUUGACAAGAACAAUAAUUCUGUCCUGAGAUUAAGUAGUAAAGGCGGCUUUUACAGGGACGAAAUCGUGAGUUCGUCAUUCAGUGAUUGCGAUUUAUUGGCGUUCUACCCACAAGAAAAUCUAAUACAUCUUGUCAGUUACAGAUAUAAGGAAUAUAAAAAAGUUAAACUAGUUUCAAACAGUUUACAUACAGACUGUGAAGAAGAGUUUGAUCCAUACGUUAACGUUGUAUGACUGGUGACUUCAGAUCAUAAUCAACAAUCAUUCGUCAUUCAAAUUCUUGAUAAAAAUAUUCCUAAGCAUAUGUUACAUGUACUGUUGAAAAAAAACCCAUACUAUAUAGAAUAUGAGCCAUGCCAUCCGCGCAGUCUGGUCAGGAUCCAUGCUGUUCGCUUUCAAAGCCUAUUGCAAUCACAGAAACUGUUAGCGAAUAGCAUGGAUCCUGACCAGUCUGCGCGGAUGCGCAGGCUGGUCUGGAUCCAUGCUGGUCGCAAAGCCAAUAUGUUGGUUUUCUCAUGGCACGGUUCAAAUGGAAUUCACUGCUUUCAAGAAUCUUUGUGUGAGAUAUUUGCCGUGUGUCAUAGGUUCCCAAUUUUGAACGGCAUUUUUUUUGCGAACGUCAGAUCUUGCGCGAAGUUUCGCGGGAAGAACCCUCCCUGAUAUCAUUACACCAAUUAUGUUUUUAAAGGCUUAUUUCUAUACAAAACAUAAAGUGAAUGUAAACGGCAAAGUAAAAUGACCAUGUUUUCAGAGUUAUUAUUGUGUUUAUCAGAUAAUGCUUCUCUCUGUACUCGUUUACUUAUUUAUGAAAUUAAAAUGCCUAAAUCAUGAAUUACUUUAUCUUUUCCGCCAUCGAACUAAAACUUCGAUAAUUUAUGAAAUAAUGGAAAAUUAUUCCAUAACGAACUCUACAAUUUAUAACUUCUGUGAAAUGUAUAAUGUGCAGGUAUAUUCCUAAAAAAAGAAAAAGAUAGCAUAGACUAAUGAAGGCUGUAAUGAGCCCUCUUUCAAAAACUGAAAAGGAAUCCAUCUAUUGUCGCUAGGUUAUAUACCUGAUCAUGGUGCCUGUCCUACAUUGACAUAUGCAUAGUGAGAAUUUUCCGUUAGGACUGCUCCAUGAACAACGUUCAUUAAAUAACAUUGGAACAACUUC
Messenger RNA from Mercenaria mercenaria, 3759 nucleotides. RefSeq lists its product as uncharacterized. Gene Ontology annotation, molecular function: protein binding. The record is from RefSeq and is a predicted model, not a curated record. NCBI's taxonomy places the organism in Eukaryota, Metazoa, Mollusca, Bivalvia, Venerida, Veneridae. The transcript is spliced from 9 exons. Bases 63 to 2840 code for a protein of 925 amino acids.